CUUUGUUGGACCCGCUAAUGGGUCCUUUUUGGAAACCCUUUAGGGCUUCAAACUCGAGAAGCCCAAUCCACCCAUAACUAUCGUCAAAGCACAAAACGGGCCAGCAAAUCCUUUGGUUGUUGAGGUGUUGACUGUUGACCAAUGACCACCAAGCGGCAGGCGGCAGCCACGAAAUGAAUCGGGGUAAUCUUAUUUGACCGCUGCAGGUGGAUUCGUCCAGCCAUCGUAUUCCUGGAGGUUGGAAUUUCGAGGUCCUUCGCCGGGGAAACACCACAGCAAGCAAGGAAGCUAUCGAACUGCGGCCAAUCCGCUGGUGGGGGAGAAUUGUUUGUCAGGGGGGAAGUGCCAAUGUCUGCGUUAGCUUGUACACCAGUAGUUCUUCGCACUCCGAUAUCUGUAAAAUCCUCCUUCGCCUGCCAACCACGGCCCAAAUACAGGACCAGCGUCUCCCUCGCCGCAGCUCCGGCUACCCAAAUCGGCUUCUCCGACCCUUUUGUGCUCCAAUUAGCCGAGACGCUUGAAGACUCCCUCUCUCCUUCCCCACUCACUUCUCUCCAGAAUCUCCGGGACGCCUCGUCUGAAUCUCUACUCUCUACUCCUUGGCCUUCACGCAGAGAUGAGGCAUUUCGCUUCACGGAUACUUCACUCAUUAGGCAGGCCCAAAUCCUUCCAGUUACUCAACCUCCUCACGUUGGGAAGUUGGCAAUCGGGUCUGAAGAUACCAACUUCUCCCAUCUCUUUAUCGCUGAUGGGUUUCUGAUGAAUUCCAUCCCCAAUGCAUCCAGUUUGCCUGAUGGAGUUUUCGUCGGCAGCUUAUUGAGUGACUCUUCACUUGGGAUUCGAGACAAGCUUUCUUCUUUCAUUAGUGAUUUUCAAUGGGGUGAUAUGUUUUGGUCUCUCAAUGGGCUGGGGGCACCGGAUGUUGCUGUUAUUUAUGUUCCUGCAGGGGUUAGAGUAGAGACUCCAAUCCAUUUAAAGUAUUUAUCCGUGGAAGCGAGAGAGAGUGGGUCUAAAGUUUUGCCCCUCUCCAAUCCUAGGGUGGUUGUGGUGGUGGAAGAUGGAGGAGAGAUUGGGAUCAUAGAAGAGUUUGUGAGCAGUGAGGGGAAUGAAAACAAGUGUUAUUGGACUAAUUCAGUUUUGGAGGUGGUCAUUGGCAAAGGUGCACAGGUUAAACACUCUUAUGUGCAGAAUCAGUCGUUCAACUCUGCACACAUCAAGUGGACUUCAGUGAAGCAGGAAUCAACUAGCAGGUACGAGCUUGUGGAGGCCAGCAGUGGCGCCAAAUUAAGCAGACACAAUCUCCACAUUCAGCAGUUAGGCCCCGACACAGAGACAGAAGUUUCGACCUUUCAUUUGUCUGCAGGGGAUCAAACUCAGGAUCUCCACAGUAGGCUGAUCUUUGACCAUCCGAGAGCUUAUUCUCGGCAGCUUCACAAGUGCAUCAUUGCUCACUCGUCGGGACAAGCUGUGUUUGAUGGGAAUGUGAGGGUUAACAGGUAUGCACAACAGACGGAUGCAGGGCAAUUGACAAGGAGCCUGCUGUUAGAGCCGCGGGCAACAGUGAACGUAAAACCCAACCUCCAAAUCAUCGCUGACGACGUGAAGUGCUCCCAUGGAGCUGCGAUCAGCGACCUGGAAGAAGCGCAACUGUUCUACAUGAGGGCACGAGGGGUGGACUUGAAUACGGCGAGGAAGGCCCUUGUGUUCUCGUUUGGGAAGGAAGUGGUUGAUCGCCUGCCUCAUUCGUACUUACGCAAGGGAGUCGAGAAGCAAGUGAAGGAAGUGCUGGGGAGGCUAGCCGCGGGUCCCACCACCGGCCACCGGGGUAGAAGGAAGAGGUCAAGCCGACGAGCUGCUGCAACGCGGCUGAAUAAGAAGGACGACGGCGGCGGCGGCGAGGUGGGAGGUCAAUUCGCUUGGCCUCCCAAAUUACGAAGCUUCCUCUGA
Linum tenue is the source of this 1947-nucleotide messenger RNA. The record is from the annotation of a GenBank genome assembly. Lineage: Eukaryota; Viridiplantae; Streptophyta; Magnoliopsida; Malpighiales; Linaceae.